Molecule: messenger RNA, 4581 nt
Organism: Panicum virgatum (switchgrass)
Lineage: Eukaryota; Viridiplantae; Streptophyta; Magnoliopsida; Poales; Poaceae
Product: dipeptidyl aminopeptidase BI-like
Exons: 11
Coding region: 110-2467 (785 amino acids)
Biological process (GO): proteolysis
Molecular function (GO): serine-type endopeptidase activity
Source: RefSeq, a predicted model, not a curated record
CGGCGAAGCCCAAGGCCAAAACCCCACCAAAACCUCUCCGGCGGCGGCGUCCGGUUUCCACCCCACGCCGGCCGCCUCCCCAGCACCGACAAUUCCGGCUGUGUCGACCAUGCGCGGCCGUUUCGACCUCCUCCCGCGCCUACUGCUCCGCCGCCACGCCCACCGGCGGUCCAAGCCCUCGUCCCCACCGCCCCCUCCUCCUCCCCCCAACCCGCCGCGCCCGCCGCAGAAGCCGGACCCUGUCUCCAUCCACGGGGAGACGUGGCAGGACAACUACGCCUGGAUGGGCGCCCUCUCCGACGCCGCCGCCAUGCGCCACAUGGACGUCCACAUGGAGGCCGAGGAGAAGUACGCCGAGGCCUGCCUCGCCGCCUGCGGCGCCGACCGCCUCUCCCGGAAGCUCCAGCUCGAGAUGGCCUCCCGACUCGCCUCGGACGCCUGCACCCCGCCCGUCCGCUGGGGUCCCUGGCUCUAUUACCGACGCACGGACGAGGGCAAGCAGUAUCCCGUGCUUUGCCGCCGCUCCGCUAAGCUCCACAGCGAGUUUGUCUCGUACAGUGACCCCUCCGCUGGGUUUGACUUCACGGCUGGGAAGCGCAUCGAGCAAAAAUUGGUGGACUACAAUAAGGAGGCCGAGCGAUUCGGAGGAUACUCAUAUGAGGAGCUGUCUGAAGUAUCUCCAGAUCACAGGUUCAUUGCAUACACAAUGUAUGACAAAGAUAAGGACUCCUUCACUUUAAUGGUCAGGGACCUAGUAACAGGGACACUUUGUGAUAAGCCUCGCGCUGAUCGGGUAUCAAAUAUUUCAUGGGCUAUGGACGGGAAAGCAUUGGUUUAUAUUGUUACAAAUGAGGAAAGAAGGCCGUACCGAUUGUUUUGCAGCAUGAUUGGAUCCAACAAGGAUGACAUUCUCAUUUCGGAAGAACCUGAUGAGAAUAUUUUUCUAAAUAUCAGGCAUACCAAGGAUUUUCGGUAUAUAACAUUAAAUGUCUUUUCGGACAUUCAUUCAAAGGUGUAUUUAAUAAAAUCCUCUGAUCCCUUGUCCCAAAUGAAACUUGCAUGGGAAGGGGAAUCCCAAGUUCAUUGCAUUGUUGAACAUCAUCGCGGGCACCUUUAUUUGUUUACAGAUGCUGCAAGAGAAGGUGUCCCUGUUGAUUCACAUUAUCUAAUGCAGUCUGAUGCGGAAUCUCCUGGGCCUAAGAGUUGGAAGAAUGUUUUUAUCGAGGAGCCUGGUGUCAUUCUUGAAGAUGUUGAUUUUUGUGAUACUCAUAUGGUGCUCACUUUGAGACAAGGCAGAAAACUUAGACUUUGUGCAAUUAAGUUGCCUCUAACUGAAGGCAUCAAUGUACCUGCUCAUCUAUCAGAUUUCCAUCCAUUUGACCUGCCCCUUCCCAAUGAUGUGUGUCAGAUUGUAUCUGGGCCAAAUUAUGAUUAUUGUUCCUCAACAAUGCGUUUCACAAUAUCGUCACCUGUGAUGCCUGAUGCUGUUGUUGACUACAACUUAUUGAAUGGAAAGUGGCAGAUAGUACAACAACAAAACAUGCUUCAUGAACGAACAAAAGCACUGUAUGGUACUGCUUUUGCUGCAAAUACAGGCAGGUUAUCCUCAGACAGAGCUGAUUUUCCAACUGAAGAUUUUGAAGAUUGUGCUUGGAAUGAGCUCUCUGAAUACUAUGCUUGUGAAUACUACGAUGUUCCAUCAAAGGAUGGUGUUUUGGUUCCACUGACUUUAGUAUAUUCACGGAAGCAUAAGCAAGAUGGAAAUCCAGGAUUACUUCAUGGACAUGGGGCUUACGGUGAGAUUCUGGAUAAACGUUGGCGCAGUGAGUUAAAGAGCCUACUGGAUCGCGGUUGGGUGAUUGCCUAUGCUGAUGUUAGGGGAGGUGGAGGUUAUGGUAAGAAGUGGCACCAAGAAGGUUCACGGACCAAAAAAAUGGAUUCUGUAUGUGAUUUCGUUUCUUGUGGAGAGUUUCUUCUUGAAAAGGGUAUCAUACAAGAAAAUAAGCUUGCUGGAUGGGGAUAUAGUGCUGGAGGGCUUCUGGUGGCUUCAGCAAUUAAUACUCGCCCAGAUUUGUUUCGUGCUGCUGUACUAAAGGUCCCUUUCUUGGAUGUUUGCAACACCCUUCUCCAUCCAAUUCUACCUCUUACAGCCAUUGAUUAUGAAGAGUUUGGGUUCCCUGUGGACCAUGAAGAGUUCCUUGCAAUCAGAAAGUAUUCUCCUUAUGAUAACAUUCAGAGGGAUGUUCCUUACCCAGCUGUGUUUGUGACAUCAUCAUUCAAUACAAGGUUUGGUGUAUGGGAAGCAGCUAAAUGGGUUGCAAAAGUCCGUGAAAUUACUCAAUAUGAUCCAGAGAGGCCUGUGAUUCUCAAUUUGACUACAGAUGUCGUAGAAGAAAGCAAGUAUUUGCAGACUAAGGAAUUAGCAUUGGAGACUGCCUUUCUAAUCAAGAUGGUAAACAAUGUGUGAUCAGCGGGUUUUAUCUUUCAGGAUAAAAAACUGUUGCUCAAAGAUGCAAAGCUGAGGUUGACAGGCUGUGAUGGCAAUCCUCUACAUGCAACACAAUCUGAAGUAUCAAUCCAUUAAGUGGAGCUUUUAUGAGAAUGCCUGAUGAAAUCAUAUGUGCGUAUCCUUGAAUCAUGUGAGGUCCCAUACUCAUGACCAGUUCCCAAUUGGUCUGGUUGUCUGCCACCAUGGUUAGAUAACUUGAAUUCCGAAAACUGUAAUCUACUUAUCUCAAGGGGCAUGCUGAUGUUCGACAAGUGCACAGAACACACAGUGUGGACAUGCCCUCCUUGAUGCUGAAUUUUACCUUUGGUAUGCUUCUCCAAUAGACACAGUAUACUGCUACUAAGGUGGUGUUUGGUUCAAUACUAGGUGCGGUAACGUUAAUGCAAUCGGAAAGCAGUGCCAUCCAUUCCAGUUUAAGGAAUAGCGGUAUUUGCUUGGUUGGACCUCACAAACAUUUGUGCAAGCAGAAAAUGGGGCAGAAUGUGAUUAGCAGAAAAUGGGGCGGAAUGUGAUUACGCGGGCUGGUGGACGGUAUCGCUGUUCCGAAAGACCGUAACCAAUACGGUGCUAACUGAUUAUGUCCUAGCCGAACCAAAUAGCAACCGAUGUGAUUCAAUACCAGUGUGGACAGAUAACGGAGCGAAAUGCCCCAACCAAACACGUAGUAAGUGUUGACAUGCCCUCCUUGAUGCUGAAAUUUGCCUUUCGUAUGCUGCUACAAUUGACAUGUCUUCAACUCAUGGCAAAUUAGUUAUCAUCAAAUCAAGUUUUGCUCUCUUCAUUAUUUCAACCAUGGGAAUUGACAUUGAUUGCUGCAUCAAGUUAAUAGUACCAUAAUAAUCUCAUAUUGUAGAUUUGAAAGAGCUGGUAUCGAAAAUGGAGGCUAGGUGGAGUAAAAUUUGACUCAGACAAAGCCCUGCUGAAUGUACCACUGUAGUUUGGGCCACGUGCACUAUGGCAGAAGCAGACAAACAUAACAUAUGUGUCAUAGCAGCAGCUACAAUUUCAUCCUGAAACUUCUGACAGAUUAUGAAUGGCCAUCGAAGGGCACAAGAGGGGACAGAGCCAACUUGUUGCUAUAAUGAAAAGGGCGGGUCACAUAUAGGAUCUUGUGUAACCUGAUGCUUUGUUCAAGCGGGCAUCUGGAAUCGGUAAGUUGCAAAUAUAUGGCAGGCGUGUCAGCACAAUAUAUUGGAGGCUUGGGUGAAAAGCAUUUGUCUGUCUGUCGAAAGUCGACCAGUUGUACAAAUACGUAUCUACGAUCUUCAUCUCCAAAUUUAAAUUUGUAUAAUUCAUCUCAUUGUUGGAUGUAUUGAACUUCACGUGUUCAAAGUUACAAUUUAGACUGUCUACUGUGUUGAUGCCUUGCAAGUUGGACCACAUUUGAGUGUACUCUUCAGAGCAUGAACAGAACCAGUGUUGUUUCUCCGUAUGUUGGCAGCCAGUUCAUAGCUUCCUAGUCAGGUUAUUAAUGCCAGGGCUCAAGAGUCAGGACCAUAUUCCUAGCAACACUGUCACCAUUAUCUCGAAUGUUUCCAGCAGCAUAUGAUCGGCUUAACAUGGUUUAUAACGAAGUUGUGGAGGUUGGAGUGGUAAAUUUGAGAGCUCAAAACAAGGCUUAACAUGGUUUAUAACGAAGUUGUGGAGGUUGGAGUGGUAAAUUUGAGAGCUCAAAACAAGGCUUUACUCUUGAAGCAUGUAGACAAGUUCUACAACAAAAGGGACAUUCUCUGGGUAACAUGAUCUGGCAUUCCCACUACUCAAAUGAUCAAAUUCCACAUGCAAGCACUGACAAGGGUUCCUUCUGGUGAAGGAAUCUGCUCAAACUCGGUGAUCACUUCAGAGGUGUUGCAACUUGUCAAAUAGGCGAUGGCAUAACUGUCUUAUUCAGGCAUGACGUCUGGAAUGGGCAUUGUCUUCGGCAAAAAUUCCCAAGGCUUCUCACUUGUGCCAAAAACAAUAAAAUUUCAGUAGCUGUUUUUUUUUUCAGAAACAAUGUCAUCAAUGACUAGCUUUUCUUGCCUCUCUCUAAGGAAGCAUUUCAGGAAUACCAAGAGCUCAAUGUUUUUAAA